Anisakis simplex (herring worm) is the source of this 516-nucleotide messenger RNA. The record is from the annotation of a GenBank genome assembly. Lineage: Eukaryota; Metazoa; Nematoda; Chromadorea; Rhabditida; Anisakidae.
UUAGAUAUUUUACAUCGUAACGUCACAUGGCAACUGGUCUAUCGCAAUUUACAACUCACCAAACAGUUGUCUAAAGCCGAGAUGCCGGGAGGCAAUCGAAAGCCAUGGCCUCAGAAGAAGACUGGCCGUCAUCAUGCAGGCUCAAUACGUUCCCCACACUUUCACCUUGGCGGGUUCGCAAAUGGUGUUCGUGGUCCCCGCACGUGGUUCUAUAUGUUACCGGAUGCAAUUCGAUUGCAAGGUCUUUGCGUAGCUCUGACCAUCAAGCACGUUCAGAAUGAUCUGGUGAUCGUCGAUGAUUUUGCAUCAUUGCCCAAUUCUGAACCGCAGUUCCUUAAUGACUUGGCUGAUACACGCAACUGGGGCUAUUCAGUGCUGUUUGUUACGGACUCAUCUCAGGUGCCGCAGAAUUUAGUGGAUGCAUGCGAAUCGAUCCCAUCGUUUACGAUAAUGCCAAUUUAUGGUCUGAAUUGUUACAAAGAAUUUGCGUAUGCGUCGAUGUAUUGGAAAGAUUGA